Messenger RNA from Solanum stenotomum, 840 nucleotides. RefSeq names its product NAC domain-containing protein 78-like. Gene Ontology annotation, molecular function: DNA binding. The transcript has a single exon. Gene Ontology annotation, biological process: regulation of DNA-templated transcription. Bases 19 to 777 code for a protein of 252 amino acids. The record is from RefSeq and is a predicted model, not a curated record. NCBI's taxonomy places the organism in Eukaryota, Viridiplantae, Streptophyta, Magnoliopsida, Solanales, Solanaceae.
AGAGAAAUUGAGUGUAUAAUGGGGAAUUUGAAAGAGGGUUUCCGAUUUAGUCCUACUGAUGCAGAAGCUGUUACUUUCUUGUUGAGAUUCAUUGCUGGGAAAUUGAUGAAUGAUUCUGGAUUCAUCACUACUCAUGUUGAUACUUACAGUGAACAAGAACCAUGGGAUAUUUACAGUCAUGGAGUACCCUGCUGUAAUGACGACGACUGUAGUCAGUAUCGCUUCUUCAUCACAAAGCUCAAGAAGAAAAGCAAGUCAAGAUAUAAUCGCGAUGUGGGAAAUAAGGGCAGUUGGAAACAGCAAGACAAGAGCAAACCUGUUCGAAAGAAGGGUGGACGAGUGAUUGGAUACAAGAAGAGCAUGUGUUAUAUGAAUAAAGGCUAUAAACAGGAAAAUGGUCAUUGGUUGAUGAAGGAAUACGACCUCUCUACGUAUAUUCUUGACAAAUUUGACAAGGAUUGCAGAGAUUAUGUUCUCUGUGCUAUUAAGAAGAGAACUCGCACCAAAGGCACAAUGAAGUUGAUGAAUGCUGUUCCUGAAGAGUGCUCAAAUUUGGAAGACCAAACCUCGGCGUCUGUGGAAUCAACUAGUUAUGACGAGGCAUUACAAGCCCAAUUAGAGUUGCUGAACAAUAUGCAGGAUGAGACGAACAUGGUCGUGGAGCCAUUAUCAUCCCUUGAUACUUUUGAAGCCAUGCCCAUGCUAGAUAUUGAUUUUGAUAUUUUACCUGACUUUGAUUGUCUAGGAAGCAUUACAGAUUCAUUAUGUAGUUAUUAAUAUUCUUGAACAAGCUGUAUAAUUCAAUUUCUCUACUUUUAUUAUAUAGGAGUGGAACACAUG